Messenger RNA from Musca vetustissima, 6186 nucleotides. It is a transcript of the gene cac, whose product is annotated as voltage-dependent calcium channel type A subunit alpha-1. Gene Ontology annotation, molecular function: calcium ion binding; high voltage-gated calcium channel activity. Gene Ontology annotation, cellular component: membrane; voltage-gated calcium channel complex. NCBI's taxonomy places the organism in Eukaryota, Metazoa, Arthropoda, Insecta, Diptera, Muscidae. The transcript is spliced from 32 exons. The coding region runs from base 243 to 5951 and encodes 1902 amino acids. Gene Ontology annotation, biological process: calcium ion import across plasma membrane; chemical synaptic transmission. The record is from RefSeq and is a predicted model, not a curated record.
UAUCUGUGUCAUCGUCAUCGUCGAUUGCAUGCCAUGUGUAUGACGUGUCAAUCUACACAAAUGUGUGUGGCCGUACAUCUGGUGUAACACAAUUAUGGCCGAGCGGUCGUCCUAUCAAUAUCAGAAAUUGGAUAUACUGACGGUUGGCAGCGGCUCAGGAAGCGGCGCUAGCAGGGCAUCAACAGGGCUCCACAAGCGGGGGGCACUCGGGUCGAAGGGGAGCCCAUCGCUUAGCUGAUAGAAUGGGUGGCCCAAAGAAAGAAGAGACACCACCUGGUGGUGGUCCCACAUCAUUAUUUAUCCUCACCGAGGAUAAUCCAAUUAGAAAAUACACACGUUUCAUAAUAGAAUGGCCGCCCUUCGAGUACACUGUGUUAUUGACAAUCAUUGCCAACUGCGUUGUGUUGGCAUUAGAAGAACAUUUGCCUGAGUGUGAUAAAACAGUAUUGGCCCAAAAGCUGGAAAAAACGGAGACCUAUUUUUUAUGCAUUUUCUGUGUAGAAGCAUCGCUCAAGAUCCUUGCCUUAGGUCUAGUUUUGCAUAAACACUCCUACCUCAGGAAUAUUUGGAACAUCAUGGAUUUCUUUGUAGUAGUGACGGGAUUCAUGACACAAUUCCCACAAUUAGGGCCCGAAGUAGAUCUAAGAACUCUUAGGGCCAUACGUGUGCUAAGGCCCCUAAAAUUAGUCUCUGGAAUUCCUAGUUUACAAGUAGUUUUAAAGUCCAUAAUAAAAGCAAUGGCACCGUUGCUGCAAAUCGGUCUCUUGGUGUUGUUUGCGAUCGUUAUAUUUGCCAUCAUUGGACUCGAGUUCUAUUCGGGUGCUUUACAUAAGACUUGUUAUAGUUUAGAAGAUCCAAAUAAGCCUGUAAAAGAGGGUGAAUCAGAAACACCGUGUAAUACGGAUAACGCCACAGAUAAAUCAGGUGGUUCAUAUGUAUGUAAUUAUACGACGAGUAUGUGUUUGGAAAAAUGGGAUGGACCAAAUUCUGGCAUAACUAGUUUUGACAAUAUCGGUUUUGCCAUGUUGACUGUAUUCCAAUGUAUCACUAUGGAAGGCUGGACAGCAAUACUGUAUUGGACCAACGAUGCUUUAGGUUCACAAUUUAAUUGGAUAUACUUCGUGCCUCUUAUAGUUAUAGGCUCAUUUUUUAUGCUCAACUUAGUUCUUGGUGUUCUUAGCGGUGAAUUUUCCAAUGAACGUAAUCGCGUCGAACGUCGCAUGGAAUUUCAGAAAUGUCGUUUUAAAACCAUGUUUCAAACGGCCAUGGUCUCAUACCUUGAUUGGAUAACAGAAGCAGAGGAAGUGAUAUUAGCCGAAGAGCGUACAACAGAAGAGGAGAGAAUGCACAUAAUGGAGGCACGAAGACGAAAUGCUGCCAAAAGAAAAAAACUGAAAAGUCUGGGCAAAUCGAAAUCAACCGAUACUGAAGAAGAGGAGGGUGAAGAAGAUUAUGGUGAUGAUGGCUAUUUGAAAACACGUUCAAAACCUCAAGGAAGCUGUACGGGUUUUUGGCGUAUAGAGAAAAGUUUUCGUUAUUGGAUACGAAAAACCGUGAAGAAACAAUGGUUCUAUUGGUUUGUCAUAGUGCUGGUGUUCUUGAAUACAGUGUGUGUAGCAGUCGAACACUAUGGUCAGCCGCCGUAUUUAUCCGAUUUUUUAUACUAUGCUGAAUUUGUGUUUCUGGGCCUGUUCAUGUCGGAAAUGUUCAUCAAGAUCUAUGCCAUGGGUCCAAGGAUAUAUUUCGAAUCGUCAUUUAAUCGUUUCGAUUGUGUCGUCAUUAGUGGUUCGAUAUUCGAAGUUAUAUGGUCUGAAGUUAAGGGUGGCUCAUUCGGUCUAUCCGUUUUGAGAGCGUUACGUUUGCUGCGUAUAUUUAAAGUGACCAAAUAUUGGUCGUCACUGCGAAAUCUUGUGAUUUCGCUAUUGAACUCGAUGAGAUCCAUCAUUUCAUUGUUGUUCCUGCUCUUCUUGUUCAUACUGAUAUUUGCCCUACUUGGCAUGCAAUUGUUUGGCGGGCAAUUUAAUUUUAGUACGGAAACUCCCGAAACAAAUUUCAACACCUUCCCCAUAGCCUUACUGACUGUCUUUCAAAUUCUAACCGGUGAAGAUUGGAAUGAAGUUAUGUAUCAGGGUAUUAUAUCACAAGGUGGCGCUAAAAGAGGAAUGAUUUACUCUGUUUACUUUAUCGUUUUGGUACUCUUCGGUAAUUAUACAUUGCUAAACGUGUUCUUGGCUAUCGCUGUUGAUAAUUUAGCAAACGCCCAAGAAUUAACUGCUGCCGAAGAGGAACAAGUCGAGGAAGAUAAAGAGAAACAAUUACAAGAAUUGGAAAAAGAAAUGGAAGCGCUACAAGGUGAUGGUGUCCAUGUUGAGAAUGGCGGUGACGGUGCGACAGCGGUCAAAGCGAAAAGCAAAAAGAAGGAAGAGGAAAAGAAAGAGGAGGAAGAAGUUACGGAGGGUCCAAAACCAAUGUUGCCAUAUUCAUCAAUGUUUAUAUUAUCACCGACAAAUCCCAUCAGACGUGGCGCCCAUUGGGUCGUUAAUUUACGUUACUUUGAUUUUUUCAUUAUGGUCGUCAUCUCAUUGUCAUCGAUAGCGUUAGCGGCUGAAGAUCCCGUUCGUGAGAAUUCACCACGAAAUAAAAUUUUGAAUUAUUUCGAUUAUGCAUUUACCGGCGUAUUCACAAUAGAAAUGUUACUGAAAAUUGUAGAUUUAGGUGUUAUAUUACAUCCUGGCAGCUAUUUAAGAGAAUUCUGGAAUAUUAUGGAUGCUGUGGUCGUUAUAUGCGCUGCUGUUAGUUUUGGUUUCGAUAUGAGCGGUAGCAGUGCUGGACAAAAUUUAUCAACAAUCAAAUCGUUGCGUGUCCUUCGUGUCCUGCGACCAUUAAAGACAAUUAAGCGCGUACCCAAAUUGAAAGCCGUCUUCGACUGCGUAGUUAAUUCAUUGAAAAAUGUUGUUAACAUUCUAAUCGUGUACAUAUUAUUUCAAUUUAUAUUUUCUGUCAUUGGUGUACAAUUAUUCAAUGGGAAAUUUUUUUAUUGUACGGACGAAAGUAAACAUACUGCCGAAGAGUGCCAGGGUUCGUAUUUUAAAUUCGAAGAAGGAGAACUACUGCCAAGACAAGAGGCUCGAAUUUGGAAGCCGCAAAGUUUUCACUACGACAAUGUUGCUGCGGCGAUGUUAACACUAUUCGCAGUACAAACCGGCGAAGGAUGGCCACAAGUACUGCAACACUCCAUGGCUGCCACUUACGAAGAUAGGGGUCCAAUACAAAAUUUCCGGAUUGAAAUGUCCAUAUUUUAUAUCGUUUAUUUUAUCGUAUUUCCAUUCUUCUUUGUAAACAUAUUCGUGGCCUUGAUUAUCAUUACAUUCCAAGAGCAAGGCGAAGCUGAAUUACAAGAUGGUGAAAUUGAUAAGAAUCAGAAAUCAUGUAUAGACUUUACAAUAGGAGCGCGACCAUUAGAACGUUACAUGCCCAAAAAUCGUAAUACAUUUAAAUAUAAAGUAUGGCGUAUUGUCGUAUCGACACCAUUCGAAUACUUUAUAAUGAUGCUAAUUGUGUUCAAUACUUUAUUGCUGAUGAUGAAGUAUCAUAAUCAAGGUGAGAUGUAUGAAAAAUCGCUGAAAUAUAUCAACAUGGGAUUUACGGGAAUGUUCAGUGUUGAAACAGUACUGAAAAUCAUCGGAUUCGGUGUGAAGAAUUUCUUUAAAGAUCCCUGGAAUAUCUUCGAUUUGAUAACAGUCUUGGGCAGUAUUGUGGAUGCACUAUGGAUGGAAUUUGGGUCGAACUCAAUCAACGUUGGCUUCCUGCGUUUAUUUCGUGCGGCGCGUCUUAUCAAAUUGCUUCGUCAAGGAUACACGAUACGUAUUCUCCUGUGGACAUUUGUACAAUCAUUCAAAGCACUUCCAUAUGUCUGUCUGUUGAUAGCCAUGUUAUUUUUUAUCUAUGCCAUUAUUGGUAUGCAGGUAUUCGGAAAUAUCAAACUAGGGACAGUGGAAAAUACGAUAACUAGGCACAACAACUUCCAAUCAUUUGUACAAGGUGUUAUGCUCCUAUUCAGAUGUGCAACGGGCGAGGCGUGGCCGAACAUUAUGCUGGCGUGCCUUAAGGGGAGGCCAUGCGAUGAAGAAGCCGAAAAGGGUGACGAAACCUGUGGUUCGACAUUGGCCUAUGCCUAUUUUGUAUCGUUUAUAUUCUUCUGUUCAUUUCUAAUGUUGAAUUUAUUCGUUGCUGUCAUUAUGGAUAAUUUCGAUUAUCUAACAAGAGAUUCCAGUAUAUUGGGUGCCCAUCAUUUAGAUGAAUUUGUUCGGAUAUGGGCUGAAUAUGAUCCAAAUGCGACUGGUCGUAUACUCUAUACGGAAAUGUAUGACAUGUUAAAAAAUAUGGAUCCUCCAUUGGGGUUCGGUAACAAAUGUCCCAAUCGCCUCGCCUUCAAGAAAUUAAUACGAAUGAAUAUGCCCCUGGAUGAUGAGAUGAGAGUACAGUUUACGACCACACUAUUUGCAUUGAUACGAGAGAAUCUUAGUAUAAAAAUGAGACCGGCUGAAGAAAUGGAUCAAGCCGAUUCGGAACUUAGGGAAACAAUAGAAAAAAUCUGGCCAUUGCAAGCCAAAAAAAUGCUGGAUCUACUGGUGCCGCCCAAUGAUCAAUUGAACAAGGGCAAAAUGACAGUGGGUAAAAUCUAUACAGGAUUAUUAUUGCUGGAAGCAUAUCGUUUAAGACGAGAUGGCGGCGGCGGCCAAGGUGGAAUGCCGAAACAAUCAUUUUUCGAUUGUUUGCUCGAUAUGACUGCCCUUGACAAAGGAGGAUCACGUCAAGGCUCAAUUAGUUACGAAGCAAACGGCCACGAUGCUGCCAAUUCACAAACGCAUUUAUUGGCCAAUGUCCAUCAUCAGCCAAAUGGUGAUACGGAACAAGGUAGCUUGGCAACACUGGCCCGCCGGAGUACAAUGCGUAAACGUUCUGUUAGAAACAAUAAAAAGAUGCUGGAAUUAAGGGAUGCACCCAGGCAUCCAUCUCAGGAAUCAUUAACCGGUGCCGAUGCUGGUCAUUUACAUCCUGGACACGCCUAUCAAAAUGGUCAUCGCCGAUCACCUAGUUUAAGAUCACCAAGUCCUCGACGGCGUGGCCAUCCAUACACACAUCAUGAUAUUGGGUUCUCUGAUACUGUAUCUAAUGUGGUGGAGAUGGUCAAGGAAACCCGUCACCCAAGAGGAUAUGGUCAUCAUGCGCGUUAUCCAAGAGGUUCAUGGUCAGCAUCGACAAGUCCGGCCCGUUCGCCUUCACCGUCACGUUAUGGUGGCCACACCAGACGCCCUGAACUGCCUUAUCCCUCAUAUGGGACAACAAGUCUAUGUCAAAGAUCACGAUCACCGAGUCCUGCUCGAUUGCAGGAGAUGCGUGAAAGAGAUAGACUUGGCUAUGGGAUUGAUAUGGGUGGACCCCAUGGCCAACAUAGUUACCCAAAUUUAAACCAUCGCCGUGGUGGUGGUAGACGUUUGCCACCCACACCCAGUAAACCAUCGACCUUGCAGCUAAAGCCAACAAAUAUUAAUUUUCCAAAAUUAAAUGCAAGUCCAACACAUACACAUCACUCAACACCUCAUAGUGUUCACUCGUUGGUAAACCACCGCGAUCUAAUACCGGACCCUAGAGAGUUGUAUUAUAGCAGUAGAGAACGUGAACGGGAUCGCGCUCGUUACAGGGACCGCUUACGUGACUACGAUCCACGAUAUGAAUAUCGGGAUCGAGAACGUGAGCUAUACGAACGAGAACGAGAGUUGGAGUAUGAAAGAGAAAGACUGGAAUACAUACCACCCUUGUCGUUUGAACAAGCGGUUGCUAUGGGCCGAACGGGGAGAGUGUUACCCUCGCCGGUAAUGAAUGGCUAUAAGCCAAAGGGUAGCCACCAUGCACGCCACUCCGAUUCCGACGAAGAGGACUGGUGCUAGCAAAGGCUUUGAUUGCGAUCGCGUGAUCGAAGGGAACAGAUCUGGGUAUAGCAUCAGGCCAUAUUGCAAACCGCACUGUCCGCACCAGAUUUAGAUCAUAAUUUUGAUACAAUACCAAUGCAACAUUUUCUUCACCCACAGCACCACCAUCACUACCGCCGCCACCACCACCAACAACUACAACGACCAGCCAUUACCGCCGCCAUGUCAUAUAACGAUCUCUAUAGUUUGCAAA